AUGGCGGAGAACGCCGAGAAGCCGGCCGAGAAGCCGGAGGAGAAGACUGAAGAGAAAACGGAAGCGAAGCCGGAAGAGCAGGCCAAGUCUGAGGGGGCGCCUGCCGAGAAACGAAAGGAGGGAGGAGCGGAGCCGGAUGCCAAACGCCUGAAGCCGACACCCCCCGAUCCGGCAGUAGUUCGCAAGCAGGUUGAGUAUUACCUGAGCGACGAGAACCUCAAGUACGACAAGUUCUUCCAUGACAAGAUUUCAGCGAAUGCGGACGGAUGGCUCGACAUGAGCUUCAUCCUGAGCUGCAACAAGAUGAAGUCUAUGCGUGCUGGCAAGGACGACGUGAUAGCUGCACUGAAAGAGUCCAAAAUUGAGCUCAACGUCAACGAGGGCACUGCCGCCGUCCGCAGACCGGGCAAUGCGGCGCUGCCGAAGCUGGAAGCGAGGCCGAGCCAUCCCCAGAAGAAGAACUCCAUUCACGCGCAUGAUGGUGGAGUCGUGGCGAUCUUCCGCAACGUUCCGGAGGAGCAGCAGUGGACACAGGUCAAGGCAGCCGUUCAGGAAAAGCUUCCUGCCAAAGUCAACUUGUGGCACGUCAGCCAGGUCAACGACAAGAACGAAUGCACCUUGGCUUGCGCUCCUUUCGACGGCGACGUGCCCUUCUUCGAAAGCCUCCAAAUUGAGCUUGCUGGCGCCUCAUUGAAAUGCGAGGUUUGCUUUGCCGACGUUCUGCAGAAGGCACUGAAGGACAUGCCGAAGCACAUCAGGGACAAGAGGGAGAGGGAGUCGCGCAAGAGGCAGAAGGAGCGCAACCGCCCGAUCAAGCUGGGCACCUGCCAUUUCAACAAUGUGGCGAUGCUGCGAGGGCGAGUCAAAGAGAUCCUCAACUCGCGCAGCGAUGGGGAGCAGCUGAAACCCGACGGAAGCGACUUCAAGCUCAUCAAGAGCCUGCUCGAGUUCCAUCCCAGUGGAGCAGGGAAGAGCGCGGGCCUGGUCGGCAUCAAGGUCGGCAAGAGCCAGCAGGGCGACAGCCGCUGCUUUUACAUGAUCAAGGAGGGCGGCAAGGAGGAGGACUUCAGUGCAAAGAAGUGCCUGGAUGCUGUUGAGCAGAAGCCUCCUUACGUGCAGCCGGAAGAGAAGUCAGCAGGUGACAAGAGAGGCCAGGCAAAGGCAGCUCCAAAAGGAGCCGCUUCGAAGCCGGAGGCCAAAGAGAAGGAGGAGAAGCCCGCCGAGCCGGCAGACAAGGCCGAAGAGAAAGCAGAGGAGAAGAAGGAAGAAAAGGCAGAAGCCAAGGGGGACAAUGCCGAGAAGGUAGAAGAGAAGAAGUCCGAGUAA
This is a messenger RNA of Symbiodinium sp. CCMP2592, 1326 nucleotides long. The record is from the annotation of a GenBank genome assembly. Lineage: Eukaryota; Dinophyceae; Suessiales; Symbiodiniaceae.